AUGAACAGCCAAAAUCAUGAACCAACAACACCCGAAAAUGAAUCUCCGUUGAUAUCCACAGAACCUCAAAGCUCAUCAACUGUUUCGACACCGAUACCUGUGCUACCUGGUCAAAUCCUUACACAAGCAGACCGUGAAGAUAAUCUCAUCGAUGGGAUGGAUGAACUGGUUAGAGAUUUUUUACGUCAAUCCAAUCAACGUGCUCGUUUUCAUACAAUGUUUCGAUGGACACAUGAUGGUGAACGUUAUCUUCAUUAUAGUGUUGUAGUUGUCAUUAAUGAACCACCACAUCUUGUUUAA
Messenger RNA from Rotaria sp. Silwood2, 300 nucleotides. Lineage: Eukaryota; Metazoa; Rotifera; Eurotatoria; Philodinida; Philodinidae. The record is from the annotation of a GenBank genome assembly.